AUGCCUCCUCCCGUCCAAUCUGCAUACAAACGGAUCGCCCAGCCGAAAACAGGCGAAAAUGGAUACCAAGAAUGCCAAUGUGGCAAGUCUGAAGUCCUUCCCUCCGGCUGGAAUGGAUUCGAUGCCAAGGCCCUGGAAAGCGAUAUCUGCAUCGACCACGAUAUUGAGAUCGUCGUCCGAGAUGGCGUCCGUCUCUACGCCGAUGUAUACCGACCAGCCGGCACAACGGAAAAGGUCCCAGCUAUACUGAGCUGGUCAUUCUACGGAAAGAAAUACAGCGCACUGGAUAUGCUACCGAUGUGCGUCUGGAAAUGCUGCGUCCCACCAUCUGAUCUCAGCGGACUGGAGAAAUUCGAAGGUCUCGAUCCCCAGACGUGGUGUCCUCGAGGCUACGCCAUUGUCAGUGUCGAUACGCGCGGCGCAGGCCACAGCGAUGGACAAAUCUGCGUUAUGGGAACGCAGGAUGCCGAGGACGGAUACGAUGUUGUGGAAGCCAUUGCGCGUAUGGAAUGGUGUAAUGGCAGUGUUGGGAUGGCUGGUAACUCGGCACUGGCUAUCUCGCAGUGGUUUAUUGCGGCCCAGCAGCCUCCUUCGUUGAAAGCGAUUGCGCCAUGGGAGGGAUCUGGCGAUCUUUUCCGUGAGCAGUUCUGUCGCGGCGGCUGGUUCUCUAUGAGUAACUUCGACCUUAUUGCAAAGGCCAUUGUUCGGGGCCAGGAGAACUCGGGCCUAGAAGAUUUCGAGGAGAUGUAUCGUCGGUCUCCUGUUUCUAGUGCUUUCUGGGAGGAUAAACGAGUCGAUAUGUCGCGUGUCAAAUGUCCUGUUUUCAUUCGAGGAUCGGACGUGAGCUCCAUUCACACCAUGGGCUCUGUUCGUGGAUACCUCGAGGUUCCUCAUGCUGAGAAAUGGAUCCAAUGGGGCAGCAAGCAGGAGUGGUAUGAGCUUUACAGCGUGCCGCAGUCCACCGAAGAGCUUGGCUUGUACUUUGAUCGAUAUCUCAAAGGCAAAGAGAAUGGGUGGGAGAAAACCCCCAAAGUUCGCUGGUCUGCACUGCAAUUCGGAGAUCGCGAAGCCAUCGACGACAUCGUUCUCGAGGAUUUCCCUGCUCCCAACACCGAGUAUCGGACAUUCUUCCUCAGCAAUGAUAAGCAACUUCUAGACAGCCCCGUUGCAGAGUCCCAGCAAAUAUCGUACGAUUCCGAAGAUCGUCAUGACUUCGGGGAGUUCAACUACACCUUUGAGAAGGACAGCCGGUUGAUCGGGUUGCCCAAGGCAGUCCUAUACAUGUCUUGCGAAGACCGCGAUGACUUUACAGUAUUCGUCAUCCUUCGAAAGAAAGAUAGAAACGGAAAGGAUCUCAUGCAUCUCAAUUUCCCAUUUGAAGCCACACCCAUCAAAUCCAUCGAUGAGAUCCCCGAGGAAGAUCAAGCAAGCCUCAAUCUCCAUCUAGGAUCAGUCGGGAUCCUACGUGCCUCCCAGCGGGAGAUUGAUCCCACGCGCAGCAUUCACCCUCAAUUCCCAUUCCAUCCUCAUACACGACAGGACAAGAUCUCCCCAGGAACGAUCGUCAAGCUGGAGAUAGGCAUUUGGGCCAUGGGUGUGGACUUUGAGGAGGGCGAAUCAAUCAGUGUCAGAAUCGGGGGUCAAUACCCUAGCAUUGCCGAAUACAAGACAUUCUCGAAGCCCAGACCGGAGCAUGAGCUUAAUCGUGGAAGGCAUAUCAUUCACUGCAAUCAAACAACCGCAAGCCCGGCUCCUUCGCCGCCACACAACCCUUCGCACGAAGAACACCAAUAUCUCAACCUCAUCCGUACAAUCCUCUCGGAAGGCGAGCACCGCCCCGAUCGCACAGGAACUGGAACCAGGUCAAUCUUUGCUCCCCCACAGCUCCGAUUCUCUCUGUCCAAGCCCAACCCAGAAGGCGGCGAUCGGAUUCCCAUCCUGCCCCUCCUGACCACCAAGCGAGUCUUCCUCCGCGCAGUACUUGCCGAGCUUCUCUGGUUCAUCUCCGGCUGCACAUCCUCGCUGCCCCUAUCCGAGGCCGGGAUCAAGAUCUGGGAUGGAAAUGGAAGCCGCGAGUUCCUGGACAAGUCUGGUCUCGGCCACCGGGAAGAGGGCGAUCUGGGCCCUGUGUACGGCUUCCAAUGGCGCCACUUUGGAGCCGAGUAUGUGGAUGCAAAGACAGACUACACCGGCCAGGGCGUCGACCAGCUGAAAGAUGUUGUGAACAAGCUCAUCAAUAACCCAUUUGACCGACGUAUUAUCAUGAGCGCGUGGAACCCGGCUGACCUGACGAAGAUGGCCCUUCCCCCGUGCCAUAUGUUCGCUCAAUUCUACGUCUCAUUCCCUCCUACUAUGAAGCUUGAUGAAGCGACCGGUCGCCCAACGGAGAAGGGUACACUGUCCUGUGUCCUUUACCAGCGCUCCUGUGACAUGGGCCUCGGUGUUCCCUUCAACAUCGCCUCUUAUGCUCUGCUCACUCAUAUUCUUGCCCACGCUGCGGACCUGCACCCCGGUACUCUUAUUCACACUAUGGGUGAUGCUCACGUGUAUCUUGAUCAUGUUGAUGCACUCCAUGAGCAGCUCACUCGGGAACCAACCGAGUUCCCUGAGCUGCGCAUCAAGCGUGAGGACCGGGGCAGCGCAGAGGUCGAUGGCUGGAAGGAGGAUGAGUUUGAGGUCAUUGGUUACAAGCCUCACAAGAUCAUCAAGAUGAAGAUGAGUGUUUAA
Messenger RNA from Penicillium olsonii, 2727 nucleotides. Lineage: Eukaryota; Fungi; Ascomycota; Eurotiomycetes; Eurotiales; Aspergillaceae. The record is from the annotation of a GenBank genome assembly.